AUGUGGCUGAUUUACGACUCAGACACCCCACCACCUUACGUCACACCAUCACCUCCGUCUACUUUGAUUUCUCCAUCCCAUGACUCUGCCUGCAUGGAUGAUCCCGUGGAUGAUCCAAUGGAAAACACCGCUAGACCGGCCGCCAAUAUGAGUUUAGACGCACUUGUGAGCUCGGUAGAAGAAACGGUGGAAUCCCCAGCUCAUUACGAUGCUCCCUACAGCUUCUGUCUAAGUUGUUGCCUCCCCCGGAACAAGAACCUGAUGUGCUCGGGGUUCUGUGUUUACUGCGUUGCAGAAAGAAGGUAUUGCGUGCGUGGGAAUCACGAUGAGGAUCGUGAGGCCUUUUUCAGAAAAAAUGGAGCUGAGAGUCAAUACUGCAAGAGCUGUCGUGGGGAUGAUGAAGAAUCUGCGGACUCCAAAUCUGACGGGUCUGAUGAGAUGAAUCUCGAACCAGAAAUCAUCGAAGAUAACCAGGUCUCAAGAGAGAACGAGUCUCAUACAAAUGCCGAGUCCCAGGCCGACGAUACCAUGAACACAGAUAUCAUGCCAUCGGUUGGCGAGGAGUUGAACCUUCCACCCACACUACCCGUUGAGAUUGACCCGCUUCUUGACAUCAGACCACAGGUCGAUAUGCAAUCUCAUCCUGGCAUGGAAACCCCUCAUGAUAUGAAAGCCCCUGGUGAUAUAGAAGCCCCUGGUGAUAUGGAAGCCCCUCGUGAUAUGGAAGCCCCUGGUGAUAUGGAAGCCCCUGGUGAUAUGGAAGCCCAUCCUGAUAUGGAAGCUCAUUCUGGUAUGGAAGCUCGUCCUGAAAUGAAGCUGCCACUUUCAUAUAAAUUGCCAUUGGAACUGGAGAUGUUUAUUCAUGGAUCACAAUUUGAAAAUGAAUCACGCCCGACCCCGGAGGCUCACUAUGGCAUGAAACAGCCUGUCAUCGAGGCCCGCCUUGGUGUGGAAGCCCAACCCGACAUUGAGGCUGAGUGUAGUAUGAAACGAAGUGGGAUUCUACCAAAAUUCGACAUUAGACCGCCCUUUGAUAUGGAAACACACCAAGAUGUCAAAAGGGUAUUUGAGGUCAAGUCAGAGCCAAUGGAUACGAUUGAACUUGGCAGGAUUCCAUCAUUUCCAUUUUCAUCCGUUCAAGACCAGGGCAAGAAAUGGAGCCCAAUUUUCAUCGAUUGA
Penicillium verhagenii is the source of this 1179-nucleotide messenger RNA. RefSeq lists its product as uncharacterized. The coding region runs from base 1 to 1179 and encodes 392 amino acids. Lineage: Eukaryota; Fungi; Ascomycota; Eurotiomycetes; Eurotiales; Aspergillaceae. The transcript has a single exon. The record is from RefSeq and is a predicted model, not a curated record.